AUGGCAGCGCUGGGGGCUUCACGGUGUGUCUGGAGAGGGAGGCUGGUCCUCCCAGCCCUGGUUCCCAGGUGGCCAAGGGCCCCACGAGCCUCUUGGGGAUGGCGGGGCUGCUGCGGGGGGCUCUGGGAAGAAAAGAAAUCUGACAUUCCAUCGCCUCAUUUUAUGGAUGAAAAAGUGCAGGAUUUGCUCCACAAGAUGACAGGGUUGAAUCUGCAGAAGGUUUUUAAGCCAGUAAAGCAGGAACUCAAACCCCCAACAUACAAGGUUAUGACAGAAUCACAACUGGAAGAGGUGACAAGACAGGCAACUGAGACAGCUAAAGAAAGGCUUAAAAUGCCUCCUGUAUUGAGUGAACGGGAACCAAUUAAUGAUGUAUUAGCAGAUGACAAGAUUCUUGAUGGAACUGAAUCCCACAAAUAUGUUUUUACAGAUAUAACAUACAGCACCCCACACCGUGAACGUUUCAUUGUAGUACGAGAAACAAAUGGCAUAUUACGCAAGGCCACUUGGGAAGAAAGGGACAGAAUGAUACAGAUCUACUUCCCAAAAGAAGGACGAAAGCUUAACCCUCCACUUUUAUUCAAAGAUGAAAACCUUACGAGUAUAUUUCUUCAAGACCACCACGAAGAACUCCUUAAUCUUUGCCUUGUACAGUUUGAGCCAGAUUCACCUGACUAUAUCAGAGUUCACCAUCAAACAUACAAUGAUAUUGAUAAACAUGGAAAAUAUGAUCUUCUGCGUUCAACAAGACAUUUUGGAGGAAUGGUGUGGUACCUUGUAAAUAGGAAGAGGACAGAUGGAUUACUGGUAGACAUGAUCCAAAGAGAUUUGCUUGAUGAUGCUGUAAGCUUGGUCACCCUUUAUCAUAUGCUGCAUCCUGAUUGCCAGUCAGCAAAAGAAGCACAAGAACAAGAUAUCCAAGGACUAGAUUUAAUUAAGGUUUUUGCAAGAGCAGAAACAGAGAGAAGUGGCUACAUUGAACUUGCACUACAAGCUUAUCAAGCAACUCUGCCUAGAUCUGCUACUUCAUAAAAUUAACAAUUUAACCAGUGUAUUGCAUGGUUUCAAUUGGAUCCUUCCCUGCAACUGGAGUCACUGUCACAGGCUUAGGUGUAGGAAUCAGUUCUUCCUCUUCUGACUCCUUAUGAUGAAAAAGGAAAGACUUUGAAAUAUUUGAUGUGGGCUUGUCUAAAGAAAAACUAGACCCCAUUACAAGCCAUGGUGAGCCCUUCAUUCUUUUUUCAUAGAGAGAAGCAUACAUGUUAUGGUUAUAUAUACAGAAAUUCACAAUUUUGAUUUAUUCCAAUCACAGAUUCUAAUGAUAGCACUUAGCACCACUUUACAUUUCCCUGCACAAGCUGGGUACUUAUUUUACCGGCCAAUGGAAGGCUGAGUCAAUCUAGCCCUCCAGGAUUGAACUCACAAUGUUGUGGCUGCAAUACUGGCAUUUAACCAUUGUGUCAUCAGGGCUCAUAAUACACUAUAUUCUAAAUACGCUUUUAGAUCCUGGCUUGUUUUGAAUGAACUGUAGUUACAACAAACAGUUGUGCAUAUUUUGAUGUAAGAAAUAACUGGUCAACAUUGCAUCCAUAAGGUUUCAAAUUCCCUUAACUACAGAAGUAGAAAAACACAAAUUCAAACAUUUCUGUUACAAUAAAUCAUGGUUUGUGAUAUAUGAAACCAGGUUUUUCUCAUCCAUAGACUGCCCUUCCACAAAACUAAUGGUUGCCACGUCUCUUCCUUCAAGACAAAGAAAUAACCACCUGUAUCUUCCAUGUCCUUAGUAUGAAACAAAGCUUAAAUGUGUACAAUUGUGUAUUAUAUACAUGUAUAAAAUUGCAAGUGUGGCUGUACAGGUAAA
Sceloporus undulatus (fence lizard) is the source of this 1861-nucleotide messenger RNA. RefSeq names its product mitochondrial ribosomal protein S22 (gene MRPS22). The coding region runs from base 1 to 1032 and encodes 343 amino acids. Gene Ontology annotation, molecular function: structural constituent of ribosome. The transcript has 9 exons. NCBI's taxonomy places the organism in Eukaryota, Metazoa, Chordata, Lepidosauria, Squamata, Phrynosomatidae. Gene Ontology annotation, cellular component: mitochondrial small ribosomal subunit. The record is from RefSeq and is a predicted model, not a curated record.